AUGACAGCCAAGAGCAAAACGACGGUCAUUGACGGCAAAACCCAGCGACUAAACCCCAAGACCACGGACCUCGACUUCUUUGGAAUCCCUGGAGCCACCUUUAUCACCCUUACGCUGCCGCUUUUCAUCUUGUUUCUACAGAUCGGAUGCACUCCAGAGUCUUGCACAGUGGCUGGUGUGCUGAAUAUUGACUGGUCAGCGGAGAUGACCAAACUAAGAGCCAUGCCUCUGUUUGAUAUCAAUGUCUUCGGCGUCUAUCUGACCUGGUUCUUCUCCCUGGCAGCAUGUGAUCUGAUCCUGCCUGGCCCCGUGGCUGAAGGGGUGGUUCUGCGAGAUGGAAAGACCCGACUCAAGUACAAUUUGAAUGGAAAGACCGUAAUGACCACAUUGGCAGUCAUUCUGGCUGCUCGAUGGGUGCAGACUGGAGGAGCUAUGCCCGAACUUGUGUUCUGCUACGACCACUACGUCCAGAUUGCCACGUCUGCCAUUGUGUGGUCCUUUAUUGUUGCCACUUACGUCUACGUGGCCUCUUUUACUCACGACUGCAUUCUGUCUGUUGGAGGUAAUUCUGGAAACCCCAUUUUCGACUGGUUCAUUGGCCGAGAGCUUAACCCCCGAAUCGGCUCCUUUGACAUCAAGUACUUUUGCGAGAUGCGGCCUGGUCUGCUUCUGUGGGCUGUGCUCAAUCUUGCAAUGGCUCACCAUGAGUACAUCACCAAGGGCUUUGUGUCUCUCCCCAUGGCACUUGUUGUUCUGAUGGAGAUCUAUUAUGUAGUAGAGGGAAACUGGGAGGAGUAUGGAGCCAUCCACAUGAUGGAUAUCACCACUGAUGGAUUCGGGUUCAUGCUGGCCUUUGGAGAUCUUGCUUGGGUCCCCUUUGUGUACACCGUUCAGGCCCGAUACCUGUCUACCCGAACGAUUGAGUACCCUCUAUGGUAUGCUGGUAUCAUUGUGACUCUUUUUGCUACCGGAUACUACAUUUUCCGAGCCUCAAACAAUGAGAAGAAUGCGUUCAAGCACGGAGACGCUCCUCACCUGAGGUACAUUGAGAACGACAAGGGCAACAAGCUCAUCGUCAGUGGCUGGUGGGGUGCAGCUCGACAUGUCAAUUACCUAGGAGACUGGCUCAUUUCUUGGGCCUGGUGUCUUGCCACUGGUUACGAGAGCAUCUUCCCUUACUUCUUUGUGGCCUACUUUGGAGUGCUGCUGGUCCAUCGAGAGAUGCGAGAUGACCACAAGUGUGCUCUGAAGUACAAGGAGCUCUGGGUUCAAUACAAGAAGGCUGUUCCCAGCGCUAUCAUCCCAGGCAUCUACUAA
Messenger RNA from Yarrowia lipolytica CLIB122, 1317 nucleotides. RefSeq lists its product as uncharacterized. Lineage: Eukaryota; Fungi; Ascomycota; Dipodascomycetes; Dipodascales. Gene Ontology annotation, molecular function: Delta14-sterol reductase activity. The record is from RefSeq and is a predicted model, not a curated record. Gene Ontology annotation, biological process: ergosterol biosynthetic process. Gene Ontology annotation, cellular component: endoplasmic reticulum membrane.